AGAGAUGGAAAAGAUGAUCCAGCUAGCAAGAUUUAGGACCCUCAGUCUUCCUACACUCGCUCGGAUGCUGCUAGUACUCCUACCAGAAACAACUGUGCCAUGGCCGGCAUCAUCCACAAGAUCGAGGAGAAGCUCCACAUGGGCGGUGGCAGCGACGAGCACAAGAAGGCCGAGGAGCACAAGAAGGACGGCGAGCGCAAGGAGGGCAUGAUGGAGAAGAUCAAGGACAAGAUCAGCAGCAACGACCACGGCGACGGCAAGUCGUCCCGCGACCACAAGGAGAAGAGGGACAAGAAGCACGGCGAGGGCCACAAGGAUGACGGCGGCCAUAGCAGCAGCAGCGACAGCGGCUGAGCGUGCCCCGGCAGC
This is a messenger RNA of Triticum dicoccoides, 369 nucleotides long. RefSeq names its product dehydrin HIRD11-like. The record is from RefSeq and is a predicted model, not a curated record. The transcript has a single exon. NCBI's taxonomy places the organism in Eukaryota, Viridiplantae, Streptophyta, Magnoliopsida, Poales, Poaceae. Gene Ontology annotation, molecular function: metal ion binding. Bases 100 to 354 code for a protein of 84 amino acids.